GGAUGAGGUUGCUCUUCGGCAGCAACUGCGAAUGCGUGCGAUGGCCAUGUCAGACGGGCUUUCUAUGUCACCGGACGAACGUGGCAUGAGUGGUCUCAUGACAUCUCCUGUUCGUCACGACGGACGCGGCCAUGGCAGUCCAGGUCCCUCCAUAGUCAGUUCUGUGGAUAAUGAGACGGUGGGGUGCCGUUCGUCAACGCCCCCAGAAGCACUGUCGGCGAUUCGCCACGCGAGUUUCCCACUGUCACCUGAGCCGAUCCCUCGAGAUGGUUCACCGCAGCCGCCUAGAGCACGAACCGGGUCACCGGAGUACGUCAUCAACCGCAUCAUUCGGGACAAUGAAGCUGGUGUCCCAUCGGUGGAGUGGCCAACGAGGACGGCGGUCGAAGGCGAUGCAGUUGCAGAUCCGACGGCCGCAGGGCGCAGCCCUCCCCCACGUGUGCCGUUUGAAGGUCUGAACACCCCGUCUCCGGUCGCUGCGCCGUCCACCUCGCAGCACACUCCAUGCAGUGUGGAGAACUCGGCGGGCACGUCGACGGCACAGCCAUCCAAAGGCCCCCCAACACGACCACCGAAUGAAGUGAAGAGUCUUCUGGGGGAAGAGACAGAGCCGUUGGGUCACGCGAGGCUGAAAACAGGUUUCUGGAAGGAUGUGGAGCAGCGCAUGAAGGGGAAGGGCUUCAACCGUAAUGCUGAUCAGUGCAAGAACAAGUUCAACACACUCCUCGACUACUACCGAAGAUUGAAGGCGCACGAAGGCUGGUCUGGUUUGCCGAGUUACUGGGACAUGAACGCAUCGAGGCAGAAGAAGUACAACAUCGACUUCGUUCUCCGUCGGGCGGCGUAUGACAUCAUACACCCAGUGGAGAAAGACAAGGACUCCAUUAAUCUGACGAAUUUGAUGGAAUCAGGGGCGGAUGAGGAGCAUCUUGAGGACAGUGAGAGGUGCAAUGACGUUGAUGGUGAGACGGAAGGAGGGAGUGAAGACCCGGCGACCGGGUCGGGCAGUUCACCGGGGCUUGGGAAUUCACGACGAGGGCCGCAUUCAACGGGCUUCGAUCCCGUGCUCGGUAAACGAAGGAGAACUGCCACGAAUGCACGCGAGUCGAGUAUGCAGGCUAUAACAGGUGCUAUGCGUGAUCACACCACUGCUCUGACACGUUCUGACAGGGAGUGCGUGAAGAUGCGUUGCGAAGCGACACGUGACAUCGCAAGGCACCAGGCUGAGCUACAUCGGGAAUUUAUGCAGCAGGACAUUGCGUCACGUGAGAGGAUAGCCACUAUAACUGGGGACAGGGUGGAGAAGGGUUAUCUUCUUCUUGCAGAUGCCAUCCGAAGUGUGCGUCCUCGUAGGAACAGUCCAUCUUCUGGGUCGGAUAGCAGCGAUUCGCGGUAGUUGUGCUUGUAUUUAUGCGUGGAAGUUGGUCUUGUCAUAUAUGGUGUUCUCAGAGUUCAAUUUUUGUUGCUCGUCUCCUACUUUAAACGUUGCGUC
Chara braunii is the source of this 1492-nucleotide messenger RNA. The record is from the annotation of a GenBank genome assembly. Lineage: Eukaryota; Viridiplantae; Streptophyta; Charophyceae; Charales; Characeae.